Molecule: messenger RNA, 1097 nt
Organism: Lobosporangium transversale
Lineage: Eukaryota; Fungi; Mortierellomycota; Mortierellomycetes; Mortierellales; Mortierellaceae
Product: mitochondrial carrier domain-containing protein
Exons: 3
Coding region: 101-1081 (326 amino acids)
Cellular component (GO): mitochondrion
Molecular function (GO): guanine nucleotide transmembrane transporter activity
Source: RefSeq, a predicted model, not a curated record
UUUUUUUUUCUUUGUUCCUGUUCUGCAUUCCCGAAAGGUCAUUUCCGCAACACCCCGCUCUCUCCAUUUUCUUGCUCAUUUGAGAAACACAUAACAAAUAAUGUCGCCUCCUUCCUCCAAAAGCAAGCACUCGGAGUCGGGUGUCGCCCGUCUCUGCGGGUCCGGAACCUCGGGAUUCCUCGAACUAAUGAUCUUCCACCCCAUAGACACUGUAGCCAAGCGCCUCAUGAGCAACCAGACUCGUCUGUUCGUGUCUGGUCAACCUUUUAACGUCGGUUUGGCCAACACCAACAAGGUCAUUUUUAAGGAUGCCGCCAAUGCUGCAUUUUUGAAGAAGUAUGCAUCUUUGUUCCCUGGUCUUGGUUUCGCUGCUGGAUACAAGAUCAUGCAGCGUGUGUACAAGUUCGGUGGCCAGCCCUUUGUGAACGAGUACCUGAAUCGUAACUUCAAGGGCUCGUUCAAUGGCGUUUUUGGAGAGAAGACUGGCAAGACCAUGAUGCAUGCUACUGCUGGUUCUUUGGUCGGCAUUGGUGAGAUUGCCCUUUUGCCACUUGAUGUCCUCAAGAUCAAGAGGCAGACCAACCCUGAGGCCUUCCGUGGACGUGGCGUCAUGAAGAUUGUUGCGGAUGAGGGAAUGGGCUUGUACAGAGGUGCCCUCUGGACUGCUGGUCGUAAUGCCCCUGGCUCGUUUGCGCUCUUUGGAGGAAGCGCAUUCGUUAAAGAAUGGAUUUUUGGAUUGGAAGAUUAUAGCAAGGCUACAUUCUUCCAGAACUUCUGCGCCUCGAUUGGAGGGUCGGUUGCUUCUAUCACUGUGGCAGCACCCCUAGAUGUAGUCAAGACUCGAAUCCAGAAUCGCAACUUCGAUAACCCAGAGGGUGGUGUAAGCAUUAUUAAGAAAAUGGUUCGUAACGAAGGCUUUGGUGCUUUCUUUAAAGGAUUGUUACCAAAGAUCUUGGUUGUCGGACCCAAGUUGGUCUUCUCGUUCACGAUUGCUCAACAGUUGAUCCCCUUGUUCCAUCGCAAGUUUGAGGAGUUGGGCAUCACUCAAGUCGGCAAUGUUGUUGCCGUCAAGCAAGCCUAAAAAAUGAGUUGAGAGG